AUGGCAGAGCAGGGUCUUUUCUCGUCGGAGCUCAUCAGCCCCUCCGUCGCCUCGGCUCUCCCCGAAGGCUACACGGUCCGCGCGCUUCGCCAGUCCGACUACAGCGCCGGCUUCCUCGACUGCCUGCGCGUUCUGACCACCGUGGGCGAGAUCACCGAGGCGCAAUUCGCCGCGCGCUAUGAGGAGAUGAAGAAGAAGGAUGACAUCUACUAUAUCCUCGUCAUUGAGGAUGCCAGCAGCGGCAAGCCCGUUGUCGUGGGCACCGGCGCCCUGAUUGUCGAGCACAAAUUCAUUCACGCCCUGGGCAAAGUUGGUCACAUUGAGGAUAUUGCAGUUGCCAAGGACCAGCAGGGCAAGAAGCUGGGCCUGCGCCUGAUCCAGGCUCUGGACUUCAUCGCCGAGAAGGUCGGCUGCUACAAGACCAUCCUCGACUGCAGCGAGGCCAACGAGGGAUUCUACGUCAAGUGUGGCUUCCGGAGAGCCGGCCUGCAGAUGGCCCACUACCACGAGGGCGAGAAGAGUAAGACCCAAUGA
Molecule: messenger RNA, 534 nt
Organism: Neoarthrinium moseri
Lineage: Eukaryota; Fungi; Ascomycota; Sordariomycetes; Amphisphaeriales; Apiosporaceae
Exons: 2
Coding region: 1-534 (177 amino acids)
Biological process (GO): UDP-N-acetylglucosamine biosynthetic process
Cellular component (GO): Golgi apparatus; endoplasmic reticulum; endoplasmic reticulum-Golgi intermediate compartment
Molecular function (GO): monosaccharide binding; glucosamine 6-phosphate N-acetyltransferase activity
Source: RefSeq, a predicted model, not a curated record